Gryllus bimaculatus (two-spotted cricket) is the source of this 750-nucleotide messenger RNA. The record is from the annotation of a GenBank genome assembly. Lineage: Eukaryota; Metazoa; Arthropoda; Insecta; Orthoptera; Gryllidae.
GACGCUGGCUUCGCGUACCCCCCGCUGGAGGCCGAGAGCCGCGUCAUCGGAGGCACCGUGGCGUCCCAGGGCCAGAUCCCGUGGCAGGCCGCCCUUGUCCUGGACGGCGCCGGCUUCUGCGGAGGCUCCCUCAUCUCCUCCACCUACGUGCUCACCGCCGCCCACUGCACUGCUGGCAUCACCUCCUUCCAGGUGACCCUCGGCGCCUCCAACAUCCAAACCUCCCAGACUGGCACGGUUGUCCAGACCACCCGCAACAAGAUUCAGCACGCCAGCUACAACCCCAGCACCAUCAACAACGACAUCGCCCUGCUGCGCCUCAGCACCGCCGUCUCCUCCACCAGCUACAUCCGCACCAUCCGCCUGCCCCGCAGCUCCCAGGCCAGCAACACCUUCCAGGGCAGCACUGCCAUCGUGAGCGGUUUCGGUCGCACCUCCGGCACCAGCGGCAUCAGCCCCAGCCUGCGUUAUGCCUCCCUGACCGUCAUCAGCAACACCAACUGUGCUCUGUACUUCGGCAACUCCAUCAACUCCUACAAGGUCUGCACCACCGGCGCCAGCGGUCGCAGUCCCUGCAAUGGUGACUCUGGCGGCCCCCUCUUCAUCACCGACAGCGACGGCUCCUACACCCAGAUCGGCCUGGUGUCUUUCGGCUCCAACGGCUGCCUGGCCUCCUACCCGGCCGUCUUCACCCGCCUCACCUCCUACCUCAGCUGGAUUUCCUCCAACACCGGCAUCGCCAUCCAGGCC